This is a messenger RNA of Tilletiaria anomala UBC 951, 1200 nucleotides long. RefSeq lists its product as uncharacterized. The record is from RefSeq and is a predicted model, not a curated record. NCBI's taxonomy places the organism in Eukaryota, Fungi, Basidiomycota, Exobasidiomycetes, Georgefischeriales, Tilletiariaceae. The coding region runs from base 108 to 1019 and encodes 303 amino acids. The transcript has a single exon.
CGUCGAGGGCCGGUGGCUUUUUGAGUUGCUUCAAUCUGGCCCAGUCGCUGGGCGUGACAUCUCAGCCGGCUCGGUGCGUCGAGCGAUCGCCAAGCAAGACCUCUACGAUGGCAUCGCUUCAUGCGGCUAGUAGCACCCAGGCACUGCGGCGAACGUGCUCUGCCGCUCCCUCCAUCUCGAUGGCCCAUCUCGCCUACGCACCUCUCGGGUCCGUACGAACCAUCUCGACACAUCAAGGGCGCCCCGGCAGGCAACCACUGCCACCCAGCAGAGCGGCCGGCAACGGCGCCAAACUGCUGUACGCUGCUGCGCCAUUCUCCUUUUGGUCAUGGAUCACAGGUAGCCAAAAAGGGAGUGAAGCUGAUACUUUGGCCUCUUCGGAAUUAGCAAAGGCAGGCGCAACGAGCAGCAGCGAGCAAGGCGAACUACCAUCGAAGAGCUCCGCGCUACUGUAUCCCGUCUCUGCCAUGUCACAGCGCUCCUCAAACAGCGUGACACUCGUCUUUCUCAAUAUCAAUGCACCGAAAGCCAACCCCUCUGUCGGUGUGGCGAGCAGUACCAAAUGGCAGAGUUGGAUCAGCUACUUUCGCGAGAUGGGCUACGACUGCCUGGACGUGAACGCCGUCUCUCCUUCUGGCUCACACCAAGCGCUGGCAACGGAGCUCGAGCAACAGAUACGCCUGCACAUGUUCAACCGUGGUCCGGUCCUCUUUGUGCGGGGUUCCACAUCUGCAAAGGUAGCCGCCGCCCAGCUGGCUGGCUUCUCGCGCCCUGGCGGGCAAGCAGAGUUUGCAGCUGCCGUUGUGCUAGUACCCGGCGAGGAAGGCAUGCAAGCAUUCCAAGCUAUCGACCAGGGCGUCAGGGAAAAGCUCGCUGUGCUCAUUGUCAACGACGGCAAAGGCUCUACCCAACAGGGAGGGGAGAAGUGGAAGGUGUUGCAAGUCGGCAACUCAAGGGAUGCCGAGAGCGGCAAGACGGUGCAAGAAGUAGAGAUGUGGCUGAUGGCAAAUGGAUUUUGAGAGGAAAUCACGAAUGAAAAAUCAACAUCAAGCAAAUCAUGCAAUGCCAAGUCACCUCCAGAGUAUAUGCCCUAUUGAGAUGUCGAGCCACAGGACGCACGCGCCGCCCAAUUCGAAAGCCCGUCAGCACUUGAUCCGGCUUCCUACUACCAGUCAGCUCAUGAGGCGCUGCCGCGGCCCG